Cavenderia fasciculata is the source of this 837-nucleotide messenger RNA. RefSeq lists its product as uncharacterized. Lineage: Eukaryota; Evosea; Eumycetozoa; Acytosteliales; Cavenderiaceae. The record is from RefSeq and is a predicted model, not a curated record. The transcript is spliced from 2 exons. Bases 1 to 837 code for a protein of 278 amino acids.
AUGAACUAUUCAUCAUUGAUUAACAAUGAUCAAUUCAGUCGAUCGACUACAAGAUUGAACCUACAGAAUAUAACUCGUACAUUUGUUGAUAUCGAUAAUGUAUCUUUCCUAACAUCUGCGACCUCUUCACAAUCCUCUUCACAAUCCUAUUUAUCAUAUUGUACAACUAAUUCAUCUUCACAACAAUCUUCUUCCUCUUCCUCUUCCUCUUCACAACCAAAUAUACAAACCCCUAAAAAUCAAGUUGGAGCUACUACACAAACCAAACCAGAAAUGCCAAAGUUAGAAUCAAGAGGAGCACCUAUCGCUAUAAAUAGUGAAUGGAUGGAACAUAAAUUGGCGAAACCAUUGAUGAGUAGGAGAACUGGUAAUAUACUAUUCACUGUAACAUGUACAAUAUCAACCUAUCUUUGUUUAAUUAUGGAUUAUGGAGAUGCAGAUACUGAAACUGCUGCAACACCAAUUAAAGAAUUUCAUGAUAGAAUAUUAUCAGAAUGGUUAGGAUAUCCAGUUAGACCAAUUAUUUAUAAAUGGGAAAUGGCAGUAAGAGAUUUAUUUAAUGCCAAAUCAAUUGAAGAUAAAUUAUCACCAGGACAAUUGGAACGAUACAAGAACUCUGGUGAAUUUGAAAAAAGAAAAUCGGAUCCAUUUACAAUGCCAGAGAGAAAGAAAAAGAAAAAGGAAACACCAGAUGAAAAAGUUGAUAGAGAGAUUAGAGAAACCAAAGAAGACAUUAUUGCAAUGGAAAAAAUGUUUAAUGAUUAUAUUAAAACAAAAUGGUUGGAAAAAAAUAUUCCAAAUUAUAAUAGUGAUAGUAAUAAUGAUAAUAAAAAUUAA